Ilex paraguariensis (yerba mate) is the source of this 1017-nucleotide messenger RNA. Lineage: Eukaryota; Viridiplantae; Streptophyta; Magnoliopsida; Aquifoliales; Aquifoliaceae. The record is from the annotation of a GenBank genome assembly.
AAAGCAUCCUGGUUUAAUUCAAAAGUGACGCGUGUACGCUCACGAUUAAAUAGCCCUGUCUACAUAAAGUUGUCUUCAGUUGUGUUGGGGUUUCAUUUAGUACAGUCGAAUUGGUGUCGAAAGAUGAGUAGCGGAGGUAGCCGGAGUGGAGGAAGAACAAGUAACGGCGGUGGUCGUGAUGUUUCGAAAGUGAAAGUGAAGGUGGACGUGAAAAUUGUGCGUCCUCCUUGUCCAGCACGUCCGAAGAUCGUCGUUCCACGGCGUCAAGGAGCGGUCAACGUUACGAAGGUGGUAAAUGUUACGAACGUCGUCAAUAACACCGUAGUGGUGGCGCCUAAACCUAAGCCUAAGCCUAAGCCUAAUCCUACACGGGUGGUGGAGCCUAAGCCUAAGCCUACACGAGUGGUGGAUCCUAGGACGACGCGGCCCACGGCGGCUCCAUCGUCAAGUCAUGGUGGUGGGAAUAUAUCUUGGGAGGCCUAUUUUAGAUCUGGGGUUGCAAUUAAUUGGAAUAAUCAAGAGGUCAGAAAUCAGGCUAAUCGACUUGGUAUGAAUAUACGAGGAGGAUCGUCUUCCCGUGGUGGUGGAGGGGGUGGUGGUGGUGGACAGUGGUGUUUUAAUGCAUUUGGACAACGGGUGUGGAUGUCCUAGGCUUGCUUUCUUACUGCACUUGAUAUUGCCAAAAGGACGAACUUCUCCUCUCUCUCUCUCUCCGUGUCCCCCAUUUUCCUCUGUUCCCUUCUUUUGCUUGUUUAUGUUUUGUUUGUCUACUUCUGUAUUAUCUUAUCUUUAGAGUUUGUGUCCAAUUGUAUUCCUUGUGAAACACUAUAUGUGUUGUUAAGGUGAAUGAAUGGUACAAGUAUUCUCUCUCUGCCCUAAAAAAAAUUGUGUGGUUUGAUCUGGAGGAGAUGAUGUAAUUGCUUCAGUAACUGUAAUGAAUAUCAUAUUAAUUAGUACCGACUUUUAUGUAAUCCUCGAUUUAUACACAAAAGCAAGGUUUUAAUCAUUUUAUCAAAU